AACAAACCACACGUCACGCUGACGUUGUGCGUACUCUACUUGUGAUUCCUCGUGAAGAAACCACCGAGAGUCAAUCUGGACAUUCAUGGUAUUCGCCACCUCAUGCGCGACACCGAAUCCCCUCCAUCCCGGCGCAGACCGACCUUCGUCAACACAUUGAAAGAAACCGAGCUCGCCAAGAAUCCUCUGAACUUGAAACGUUGCGACGACGGAUCGCUGAAUUGGAGAGUCGACAAAGGAUGCCCGAAGAUCCUCCUCGACGGGCCUCGACCUCGGCGCAAGUAUACCUGGAAGCCGACUCCCCUCUCAUGCCUGAGCUCACGUCAGAACCUGUACCCGGAAAAGUCAAAGUUCCACAAAUCGGAUUGUACGAUGGGACGUCGGAUCCUGACUCACACCUCGGUCAUUACACAUCAUGGAUGGACCUCCAUGGGGCCUCAGACGCACUUCGGUGUCGUAUGUUUCCUCUUACUCUGGGACCUCGAGCUCAGAAAUGGUACCACUCUUUGCCCCCUCAUUCUAUUUGGAAGUGGCAACAGUUGAGGUCGACUUUCCGAUCUCACUUCAUCGGUGCCCAAGUUUGUUUGAUUCCAAAAGAAUCCCUUACAAAUGUGACUCAAAAAGACGAUGAAAGCGUCAAGGACUAUAUUGCUCGAUUUAAUGACCGAGUUCAAAGCAUGGAGCCAUGUCAUCCCGAAACCCUGCUUGUUAUGGCUAUCGUCGGGCUGAAACCUAACUCGAUUUUCCGCUGGACAUUGUGCCAGAAUAAACCGAACACCUUCCAGAAAUUCAUUGCCCGAGCUCAACAACAUAUCAUUGCCAAGGAAGCCAUGUCGGUCCCCAAUUUUAAUUUCAAUCCGAAGUCAUCGACGUCGGAAACCGACGAGAAAAAGAAAAACAAAUCCUUCGAUAAACAAAACAAGGCUCAAUUUAGAGGAUACCCCCGAGGAGACGCCAACGACCCUGAAAUUAGAGCAGCUCGGAAACAGUAUGCUACGGACGUAAAAUCCAGUUAUCAAACCGUGUAUUCAGCUGGGGCUGCCACCAUAUAUGAAGAGAUCAAAGGGAAAGACAUCCUGCCCGAUCCAAAACCACUUCGGAUGCCCGAGGAAAAAUUGGACAAAUCUCGAUAUUGCGACUAUCACAAAUCGCCGGGGCACAACACUGAUGAAUGUUUGAGUUUGGUAGCUGCCUUGUUGUGUUUAAUUGGUCAUCCACAACUCAGGAAGUUGUAUCGCAACACUGAUCCCCAGAAGCGGGGGUCGGGCCGUCAAAUUGAACCUUAUGAUGAGGAUGAAGAUGAGGACCGAGGUGCUAUGCCGAAACGCAUUCGGCAAGGGGAUAAAGAAGUGUUCAUGUUCACCUCGGAAACGCUCAAUACUGAAAUAACUGAAAACUCCCGAGGACUUAAACGAAACCGAUCUCCCAGCCCGAUGCAAAUCACUCUCCAUCGAGUAAAUACCAACAAUACCCAGAGUACAUUAUCCCGUCGACAAGUCAAAGCCUACGCCCGACAAGCUUAUAAUUCGGGCAAGCAUGUUUUCACCACUGAUCUGCGAGAUGUUCUCGAUGCCCGAAACUGCCCCAUUACUUUCAACAUGGAAGAUGCGAAUCAUUUUGCACAUCCUCAUUCCGACGCACUUGUGAUCACCGUUCCAAUAUGUGGGAUCCCAGUUCACCGUGUCAUGGUUGAUAUUGGGGCCUACUCAAGUAUUUUAAUGCUAAAAGCUUUUGACAAAAUGGGUCUUGACCCAGCGGAUAUUCGCCCUUGCAACGAUCAAAUACAGGGAUUUAACGGAAGCAUUUCGAAGCCCAUCG
Striga hermonthica is the source of this 1818-nucleotide messenger RNA. Lineage: Eukaryota; Viridiplantae; Streptophyta; Magnoliopsida; Lamiales; Orobanchaceae. The record is from the annotation of a GenBank genome assembly.